AAUAACCAUGAAUUAAUUGGUUGUUAAAUUACUCAACAUAAUAAAAUAAUAGUUGUGAAAUGUCGCAAAUAAUAUAGUAAAGGAAAACGAAAGCACUAUGGAGGUUUUCCAAACGGAUACACAUUACAUUUUUGUGAAACGCGAUAAGAGUCUCUGGUGGAAUCGCAAAACAUCGGAAUUCACAAUAAAGCCAGCAUGGGAUCUCAGCUCGGUGGAAGACAUUGAAUGUAUUGGUGUCACGCAUGGCAUUGUGGGUGUCAUCUCGCUGCCCAACGUUUAUGAGCCACAUUUGGUGGUCAUUAAGGAGGCAACAGCUGUGGGCGUACUUUAUCCGCCGCACUUGGUGUAUAAAAUCAAAUCCAUUUGCGUGCUCAGUGCUGAUGAGCCGGACACUGAGCUGCCCAACUGCACCAAGCAUACCAAAAGCAAUAGCAGCACGCCGACGCACAGCGCCUCAUCUAACAACAAUAAUGGCAGAACAGCAGCUGCUGCACCUGGCUCAAAGAGCACGAAACUCUUUGAGGGCAUGAACAAAACUUGGGGAGCUGUCAAGAGUGCUGGCAAUACGAUCAAGAACACCACACAGCAGGCGGCCAAUUUGGCCACCAAGCAAGUGAAGAGUUCGGUGGGCAUAAAAGAGCCAAAGCACAUUGAACGACGCAUAACCGAGGAGUUGCACAAGAUAUUCGAUGAUACGGAUAGCUUCUACUUCAGCUUCGAUUGCGAUAUUACCAACAAUCUGCAGCGUCAUGAAGUGAACGCAGACGAUAGGCAGCCACAGCCUGAUGAGAGAUUCUUCUGGAACAUGCACAUGAUUAGCGACAUACUAAAGAUGAAUGAUAAAACAUGGAUAUUGCCCAUUAUUCAAGGCUUUGUACAAGUGGAAGCGUGUGUUAUUGGCAACGAUUGCUUCACCUUGGCUUUAGUCUCGCGGCGUUCGCGUCAUCGUGCGGGAACACGAUAUAAGCGGCGUGGCGUAGAUGAUAAAGGCAAUUGUGCCAACUAUGUGGAGACGGAGCAGAUACUCUCCUUUCGCCAUCAUCAACUGUCCUUUACGCAGGUGCGUGGCUCGGUGCCCAUUUACUGGAGUCAACCCGGUUACAAGUAUCGUCCCCCGCCGCGUCUUGAUCGCGAUGUAGCUGAAACACAGCAUGCUUUUGAUCUGCACUUCACCAAAGAGCUGUCCAUCUAUAAGCGCGUGUGCAUCGUUAAUCUUGUGGAGCAGAGUGGCAAAGAGAAGCUGAUUGGAGACGCUUAUGCAAAGCAUGUGAUAAAAUACGACAACGAACUCUUAAUCUAUGUCACAUUUGAUUUCCACGACUAUUGCCGCGGCAUGCGCUUUGAGAACGUCUCGGCCUUGAUUGAUGCAGUUGCACCAGAGGCAGGCGCCAUGGGCUUUCAUUGGCGAGAUCAGCGCGGCAUGAUCUGCAAUCAGAUAUCAGUAUUUCGUGUCAACUGCAUGGAUUGCCUGGAUCGCACCAAUGUAGUGCAAACGGCUUUGGGAAAAGCUGUGCUGGAGUCACAGCUGGUUAAGUUGGGACUAUCCCCACCUUACUCGCCAAUACCAGAACAACUGAAAUCACCAUUUAUGGCGCUGUGGGCAAAUAAUGGAGACAUUAUCAGCAGACAGUAUGCGGGUACCAAUGCACUAAAGGGUGAUUACACGCGAACGGGCGAGCGUAAGAUUAGUGGAAUGAUGAAAGACGGAAUGAACUCGGCAAAUCGCUAUUUCAUACAAAAGUUUGCCGAUACAUACCGUCAGUGUAUUAUCGAUCUGAUGCAAGGCGAACUGAGGCAGGCGUCUGAGCUGCAAGACGAUCCAAUCCUAGAGACCAUUGUGCACAUACUUUUACCCGAAUCCCGUGCACCUUUGCGAGGCUAUUACAGCGCAGGCGUCCUGGGACCUGAGCUCAAGUUGAUCGAAUCGCUUGUAUCGAACAGCUACUAUCUGGCCCGAUUCAAGGAUUCAUAUCGACAGGCCACCAUAGAUUUAAUGCUGGGUAAUCAAGUGUCCUCAGAGUCGCUCAGUGCCUUGGGUGGCCAAGCGGUGCCUGAUGAAAAUGAUGGCGAAAGCGCUGAACAAGCCAAGAUGUUGGUCGAGGAUUGUCGCCGGUUGUUGUUAAGCUCCGAGCAAUAUCCCGUAGGCGCUUGGGGCCUUAUCGAUGCGGAUCCUAGCUCUGGUGAUGCCAAUGAAACCGAAGUGGACUCUGUGUUGCUGCUAACAGAUGAGUGCUAUAUUGUGGCCGAAUACGAUUCGCAUCUCGAUAAGAUUGUGCGCUUUGAGAAGGUUCCCCUAUCGCAGAUGCGUCUCAUUGAGCUGGGCAUGCAUCAACAAACGAAAAUCUUUCAAGGAUCAGCACCAGCUCAUCUCUGUUUGCGCUUGAAUUACUGUGUCGAUGAUCAAGAUGGAUACUUCCACAUGUUUCGCUCGGCCAAUUUGCGCUUCUUCAACAACGCUGCCUAUGCUAUAAAAACUCAGGAGGAACUUGCCGAAUCUCUGACAGCUAUAGUGGAAAUGUUUCGAAUUGCGCUCGAAAAUGCAGGCAAUAAAAAUGUACAGUUUGUAACUGGCGGCGUCUUGCAGAGGCGCAAGAGCAAGCUGCCUCUACUGGAUGUGCCCAAGGGAAUGCCACGCAAUCUCUCCGAAUCUCAGCUGGUGCAAUUUAGUUCCAAGGCGCUAUCGAAUGUAGCCGGUCAAUUUUCGAAACUAGGAAAUACCUUUAAGAAACCGCAAAGUGCUGCCCAGCCUAGCAAUCUUGCCGCCACAAUUAAUCCUCAAGUAAUGCGACACGGCGAAGGAACUGCUGUAGAUGUGGGCCAAGAGGCCGAGAAGGCUGUCUUUACUGUAGGCGGCAAGAAACGCUCCUCGAAUAGCACCAGCAGCACCGAUACCGAAGAACAUGACAAUAGCUUGUACGAACCCGAUGUCGACUCGGAUGUUGAGAUUGCCAUGGAUAAACCCAACUACAAUGAGAAUGCCUUUCUGCCCUCGGUGGGCAUCGUAAUGGGCAGCCAAAAGGAGCCGAAAUCAUCGAAUAGCAUGCAGCAAUUGGAGCAAAAGGAUAGCAUGGGAAAAACAUCUGAGGAUGUGCUCACCAUAUCCAUCACAACUGUGACAGAUAACGUUGGCUUGCCCAAUGGUCUGCUAGAGAACGCUCCGCCGGUGCGUCCAAUUACGCCAAAUCCGCAAAUUUAUAUUGAAGCGCAGGAGGCAAGAGAGGUGGAUGUGGAUGAAGAGUUAGUGAAGCCACUGUCAAGCGUUGCUGCCAAGGAAUUUAGUUUGCCAUUGGGUCAGCCGGCUAACUUUGAGGCUAACAAGCUAAAGCAUCUGACCAGUCCGCUCUCCAAGCUGGCCAAAGGCAUGCAAAAUAUAGGCCUUAAUCUGGAUCCACGCAAAAUUGCCACCAAGUCUGGCGUGCUUUCUCCCACAAAUACUUCGGCGGAUAAUUCUCCUACAGAGCGUGGUCCCGGCAAUCGUGAUCUGUUGCAAGAGAUGUGGACAGCGGAGCAGUGCAAGUCCAAGCUGAUUGCGCUCUAAUACAGUGAUAAACAUAUUUAUUCUUUAUUUAUUAUACAAGCUUAAGCGCAGCAAAGUUAAUUCUAGGUGUUUUACGUAGCACUUCCAUCUUUAGGGAAACUUAUAUAUUUAUUAUAUUUAUGAUACUCGAACGUACUUGCACGCGAUAUUUUGCAAUGUUUGUGAUUGUUACUAGGAUUUUACUGUAGUCCGUUGAAAGAUUGAUUUGUGCGUGAAGAGAAUAUACGCUAUACUUCCGGCAAGUUUGAAAUGCUUUACACAAUUAAUCACCAAAGAGAAAUUGCUUAAAUUAUGUAGAUUCAACGAAUAUUAAUUAUUAUUCAAUUAAAGCGAAAUUAAUACAAUGCUUAUGAAGUUAUAUAUAUACAAAAAAAAAACAUACGUACAUCGGAUUUGUAACAUUAUAACACUGAACAAACCAAAAGACAAGCAAGACAAACAAAAGACUUGGCCUUAGCUACAUUUUUUCUACACGAAACACAAUUUUUUGGCUAGCUAUAUACACACACUGCGGACAGAGAAACGAAUACGAUUUAGAGCCGAGUUCCCAGUCUUAGAUUAAGGAGAACACCAAACAAUAAUAUUUGUGAAAAGACAUAAACGUUAAACACACACAUUAUUGUAGCGCGAUGUGAUGAUGAGUAGUAGA
Drosophila albomicans is the source of this 4187-nucleotide messenger RNA. RefSeq names its product phosphatidylinositide phosphatase SAC2 (gene sp3). Gene Ontology annotation, biological process: regulation of endocytic recycling; phosphatidylinositol dephosphorylation. Gene Ontology annotation, molecular function: phosphatidylinositol-4-phosphate phosphatase activity. The record is from RefSeq and is a predicted model, not a curated record. Gene Ontology annotation, cellular component: early endosome; clathrin-coated endocytic vesicle. Lineage: Eukaryota; Metazoa; Arthropoda; Insecta; Diptera; Drosophilidae.